This is a messenger RNA of Hyposmocoma kahamanoa, 979 nucleotides long. RefSeq lists its product as uncharacterized. Lineage: Eukaryota; Metazoa; Arthropoda; Insecta; Lepidoptera; Cosmopterigidae. The coding region runs from base 44 to 715 and encodes 223 amino acids. The transcript has 3 exons. The record is from RefSeq and is a predicted model, not a curated record.
UGACCUGUCAAGUAGACGGACCCAUAUUGUGUUUGAAGAGAAAAUGGGGCUCCUAAUUAUCCUUCCCUUUCUGUUAAUCACGUCUGCUCAUCCAAUAGAAGACAUGAAAAUAACAGAAGCCCAGAAGAACACAGAAACAAGUACAGAAGCGCUUCCCAUAAACACAGAAGUACUUCGGAACAAUGCAGAAGCGCUUGAGAAUAGUACAAAAGCGCUUCGGGACCCUACAGAAGUACCACAAAGUACAGAUGCGGCUCCGUUACCAAUUAACAACAUGGAUAUUAACUCUGAUGAACUUCCUGAAUAUGUAGUCAAGGAUUGGACGGAAGUAUCCUAUAUCCAGCAUUUUAGGAACACCAUGGUGGCUUAUGUGCAGUCACAGUAUAACAAUUUUACAUUGCGGGAAACUGCAGAGGUUAACGACGUUAUAGAUACUUUUUUGAGACGUUUUGCCAUGGACCUACGAGACACAAUUGAGAGCCAAGAAAAGGGCCAAACGGUCAUUUUGGAAUAUUAUCCAAUCCGAGAUGGCGUCCCCGACGAAACAUUUGCAGAUAUAAAAAACACAUUAAGGAAGGAAUUCCCUGAUAUAACUGAAACUACGGCCAAUGAAAUUAUUUUCAAGUUAAGGAGAAACCUAUUGAACGCAAGAAACAAACUAGAUGAGAUUAUUAGAAGAUCAAAGAAAGCUCAUCGUGAAAUGUCUUCACAUUAAUGUUGUUACUGUUAUUUAUGUAAUGAUAAUUGUUACCCACACGUGAUUAUAUGUCAUAAUCAAUUAUCAGAAUUGAGCAAAUUAAUUUACCUAAAGUAUGAACAUGUUCUUAGUAUGGAUAUGCCUAUUUCGUCGUCAAUGAGUAUAAAAUUUAUUUUUUAAUAAACAGUUGUUUAGUAGUUUAAUAGUUAGUUUCGUAGAUUUCUCAUAGAUGGCGCUACGGCUAAAAAGUCGUUGAAAAAACCAGAACACGUGCUUACAUAG